This is a messenger RNA of Durusdinium trenchii, 719 nucleotides long. The record is from the annotation of a GenBank genome assembly. NCBI's taxonomy places the organism in Eukaryota, Dinophyceae, Suessiales, Symbiodiniaceae.
GCAACAUUGGGGGCAAAUGCAAAUCGACGUGACACAAAAGCAGCUUUGAUAUUGCCAAUGUACCAAUGAUACGAUGGAGGGGUUUUUCGUUCAAUUUUUUGAAGUGCACUUCAAAGAUCGGAUCUCGUGAAACUGCAGUGAAAUGAAUGAAUCCGUGCCGCUGCUUAGAGAUCCCCUACAGCGAACCGCAGAAGAGCGCUGCCCCAGGUCUUUAGCUGGGUUCGGCGACUCGCCGGCACAGACUGAUGGCUAUGGAACAGGAUCCAGGCCUUCACCAAAGGAACCUUCCAGCUAUUGUGAACCUUCCUGGUGGGUCAUGUGCACACUGGCCAUUGCUGUAGCGCUGCUCCUACUUUGGCUUGCGCUGCGCCAAGGUCGAGCUCCCAUCAAGGAGGUUAACAUGCACCUCUCGCUCCUGAGCCAAGCCUUCCUGCACAGAGUGUCUUAAGCUUUGCGAGGAGUACACGGCUUCUUGAAGAGAGUGGUGCUGGCUUCAGUUUGUAGAUCAAUCUCAACUGUGAACUGGCUUUUGCAGGGGCCGGGUAGGUACAGUAGGCCAGAAGACUGCCCAUGACUGGGAAUUGUGCAAGGUGCCUUACAAGACCAGAGAAGAGGUCCCAAUUCGAUCAUCUGCAAAAGACAGCUGCCAUACAGGGCAGGCAAUGUGUUGAAGGAAGGCACUGGGGCACCUGGUGGCGUGGCAAUGGGUUCCUCUUGGU